Messenger RNA from Capsicum annuum, 2037 nucleotides. Its product is annotated as cyclase-associated protein 1. NCBI's taxonomy places the organism in Eukaryota, Viridiplantae, Streptophyta, Magnoliopsida, Solanales, Solanaceae. The record is from RefSeq and is a predicted model, not a curated record. The transcript is spliced from 10 exons. Gene Ontology annotation, cellular component: cytoplasm. Gene Ontology annotation, molecular function: actin binding; adenylate cyclase binding. Gene Ontology annotation, biological process: cytoskeleton organization; regulation of adenylate cyclase activity. Bases 235 to 1662 code for a protein of 475 amino acids.
CAUAAGAAGUCAUAAGUCCCUACUUAUCUGACACGUGUAUGCCGAAUGUGCACUCUUCACCUUUCAGCAUUUCCUAUUCAACACCUUUAACAAACAUAUAAAUACACAUUUCUCACAGACAUAAAAACACUUUCUCCCACAUCAAACACAACCAGAUCUAUUGCGUUAAAUUCCAAUUAUAGAUCUAUAAGCUUCUAGAAACAGAUAGAAGUAAUCGGAACCUUCGCAUUGCCAAUGGAGGAGAAAUUGGUACAGCGAUUGGAAUCGGCGGUGGCGCGGCUGGAGGCGUUAUCAGCCACCGGCUUCCGUUCCGGCGGUUCCGUCGUGGCAGGUGGCGAUGGUACGGCGGUUUUAGAUCCGUCGAUUAUUGCAUUUGACGAUCUACGGUCGCAGUUUCUUUCGAAGGUUUUGAGUGCUGCAGAGAAGAUCGGAGGACAAGUUUUGGAUGUUAGUAAGAUUGUUGAGGAGGCUUUUGAAGCUCAGAGAGAACUUCUCAUUAAAAUCAAGGAGACUAAGAAACCAGACAACUCAGGUUUGGUUGAAUUUCUCAAACCAUUGAAUGAUGUGAUCGUGAAAGCUACAAAAAUGACUGAAGGACGCCGGUCUGAUUUCUUCAACCACCUGAAAUCGGCUGUUGAUAGUCUAUCGGCUCUAGCAUGGAUUGCCUACAUUGGAAAAGACUGCGGAAUGAGCAUGCCUAUUGCAUUCGUGGAAGAAAGUUGGCAGAUGGCUGAAUUUUAUAAUAACAAGAUUCUUGUGGAGUUUAAAAACAAAGACCCAAAUCAUGUUGAAUGGGCAAAAGCUUUGAAAGAACUUUACCUCCCUGGAUUGAGAGAUUAUGUUAAGAGUCACUAUCCAUUAGGUCCUGUGUGGAGCGCUACAGGGAAACCUGCUGUAUCUGCACCUUCGAAAGCUCCUUCACCAAGUGCUCCUGCUCCUCCAGUUCCCCCUCCAGCUUCUCUCUUCAGCUCUGAAUCUCCUCAGGCUUCAUCAUCGCGCCCCAAGCAAGGGAUGUCUGCUGUCUUUGAUGAAAUUAAUUCGGGAAAGCCAGUGACUUCUGGAUUGAGAAAAGUAACAGAUGACAUGAAGACAAAGAACCGUUUCGACAGAACCGGCGUUGUUAAUGCUGGUGAUAAGGAAGCUCGCAUGAGCUCACCCCCUGUCUCUAAAACUGGACCUCCAAAAUUGGAGCUUCAGAUGGGCCGUAAAUGGGUGGUUGAGAAUCAAGUUGGACAAAAGAACCUAGUUAUUGAUGAUUGCGAUACAAAGCAAUCAGUAUAUGUCUAUGGGUGCAAAGAUUCCGUUCUGCAGAUCAAAGGAAAAGUCAAUAACCUCACAAUUGACAAAUGCACUAAGAUGGGAAUUGUAUUCGCGGGUGUUGUGGCAGCUUGUGAGGUUGUCAAUUGCAACAGUGUAGAGGUGCAAUGUCAGGGCUCGGCUCCUACAAUAUCAAUCGACAAUACAAAUGGAUGCCAGUUAUACUUGAACAAAGAUUCUUUGGAGGGUUCUAUUACCACAGCUAAGUCAAGUGAAAUCAAUGUUUUGGUUCCUGGUGCAGGGCCUGAUGAUGAUUGGGGUGAGCAUGCUUUGCCACAGCAGUAUGCUCAUGAAUACAAGGACGGACACUUUGUGACUACUCCUGUCUCCCACUCUGGAGCUUAACUGGUGAAAAAUUCUACAUCCAGUUGUUUUGACUUUUUUUUUUUUUUUUUAAAUCUUCUGUUUACCAAUUUUAUAAAUUGGAGAGUUGAAAGAUGGUCAAUUCCUUUCUUUCUUGAUUGUAAGUUAUGUUCUGUACCUUGUGUCUUUUUCCUGAGUUCCUGGUAGAGUUUGUUCAAAGUAAGGGGCUUUGUUAUUUUUCUGUUGUCACAUCUUUUUGUUAUUUGUACCAGAGCUUGACCUUUCAAAGCUUUCUCUUUCUUGUGGAAUAUUAUAUAAUUUCCACAGCCCAUGUAAUAUUCCAUUCAGUGUUUCUAAAUAGAGAAGUCUUAAUCAGUUGGAAAACUGUGGUUCACAAUGAAAUUGUUCCGUUAAGCA